Aureobasidium musti is the source of this 1011-nucleotide messenger RNA. The record is from the annotation of a GenBank genome assembly. Lineage: Eukaryota; Fungi; Ascomycota; Dothideomycetes; Dothideales; Saccotheciaceae.
AUUGGCAAGCACGUCGCAAUUGAUACAGAACUAAUUCUUUCCUUUCGCAGGACUUCUAAUGUUAUGCACACGAUGAACUACGCAACUUCGGCCCCUGCUGCCACUGCCGGUGGUCAGCAAAAUGGACCUGUACGACGGACUGACCACAUUCUCAUAGNNCCUGUAUGCCAGAACUGCGGUACAAGCACCACUCCGCUAUGGCGUCGCGACGAGAUGGGCUCUGUCCUGUGCAAUGCUUGCGGUCUCUUCCUCAAGUUGCAUGGUCGCCCUCGUCCCAUCAGUCUCAAGACAGACGUGAUCAAGAGCCGUAACCGUGUCAAGACGGCCACUGGUCCCAAGAAGAAGCCCUCCCUUGAAUCGCCCGGCUUCCACCACGAUGUCAACACACCUAUGGGUGCCUACCCUCCUCACCGUCGUCACUCCGAUCGCGUUUCGUCUGGCGAACACCAGCGCUCUCCCUCACCUUCAUCUCGCACAAACACCCCCGGCAUGGUCUCGCAUCACAAUCCCAACAUUGCUCCCCAACACGUCUUCGAUAAUGUUUCCCUCUCUGAGUCCUCCUUCCAACCUGCUGGCCUGCCUACCUUUGCCCUUCGCCAACCAUCCCCUGCACCUUCGGUCAAUGGAAUGCACCCCGAACACGGACACCAGUACCCUGAGAACAACAGCUCUCUCAAGACACGUGUGAGCGAGUUGGAAGUCAUCAACGACCUGUUCCGCGGUAGAGUCGCCGAGCUCGAACAGAGCGAGCAAGACGCUCGUGCAAAGGAAGCAUCAGCCCGUGACGCUGCAGACCAGUACAAAGCCGACCUCGACGCUGCCUUGGUCCGCGAGGCCGCUCUCAAGAAGAGACUCGAGCUCCUCGAGGCCGAAGUCGAGUCCUACAAGUCACAAGCAGCCCCACCACCUAAGCGUCUCCGUCUGAGUGACGUUGUCCGCGACGACAGCUCGUCCACCGACUCAAAACCUGCUGCAUCUGCUGACUCGACUACUGCUGCUGCAGCUGCUUAG